CCUAAGUACAAUCUACUUGCUAAACAAGGCACGUCGGCCGUUCGUCUUACAGGCAGUUAGAGAUGCUGCGAAUAAGAAUGCUCAAGCUAGUAUGCUAAGAAUAGAAAGUUGCCAACCCUUUACAAUGGAAUAAAUGCUUCUAUUUAUACCCGCCAAUGGGCAGGUGGCUGUAGUGACGUGGCAGCCUGUGGACCGCUGGUGUCCCAACUACCAAAUCUUUAGCAUUAAAUGCACUUCCCGCCAGAAUCUAGGUUUCCCGCCGGAUCAGUGGGGACGUUCGUCCAUCGGGAAGUGAGUUGGAUUGCUCCAAGGGACCCUUGGGAGAUAUCGGCUGUUCGUCUCCUGGCCUUGACAGAUACUCACCAUGUGGACUGGGUUUUCUCCGAUGACUACAGGCUUGCUAUGGGGACGUUCGUCGCCGUCCCUGGUGGCCCGUGGUUCUGCUCCUUAUCCCUGCACAGACGUUCGUCGGGAUGAGCUGCUGGGCCUGAGUCCCCCAACACCAGACGUUCGUCCAUCCUCAAGGAACAUGGGCCUGUGUGCUGGCCUAGUGAUCUAACUGGACGUUCGUCUGGCGAAAUGGGUUAGUGGGCCGGACCUCGGCUUGGGCCCUUAACCCAACACAAGUCCCCCACUUCUGAUGUUCUGAGCAUGCGCAGGACAUAAGGAAGUAUGAACCUCCCCGAAGUAGACGUCCGUAUCUUGGUACUUGUGUUUAUUGCACCUGGUGGAAGCGUACGUUCGUGGUCAUGAUGCUUGACAGCUGUUUGACGGUUCAGGAAACGAGGUGACGGCUGAUGUUGCGGCGGCGCGUUUUCCCGAGGAAGUGUCAUCAUUACGUUCCCAUCCCACGCACAGCGCGUGGGCCGGAAUACGCUCCUUGCCACGUGUCAGCCCCUCGUUGGUUUCUUCGUCGGUGCUUCUCCUAUAAAUGCUAGGUUUUCCCUCUGAAUUAGGGUUCCCAAUUUCUGCUUUCUUGCUCUCGAUUUUCCGCAGCUCUUCAAGUUUCCCAAAUUCGGCCAACCAUACCUUUGUAAGGUAAUUUCCCCCCUCUGCUUCUUUUCUUUAUUCUGAUUUCUAGCCGAAAUGACUUCGAUGGAGAUUUCCUCAAGUUCCGAUUCCAGUUCGUCGGGUUCCUCCUCGGGCUCCUCUUCUGACAAUGCGAAUGCACGCUCCCCGGGAAAAACUAGUGUUUCCGGAACCUCGGGUUCGGCCACGACUGUGGGGACCAUCCGGGCUGAUGGCGAGCCGGAUGACGUGUCCCAAGAUAGCGGGAGCGACGCCGGGGGCGGGGGCGCUGACGGGGCAGUAGAUGUUAUUGACGCAGUCCCCCUGAAUGAGCGUCCUGCUGAUUAUGAUUCCGGAGAGGAAGCCGAAUCUGGUUCUGAUGUGGAGGUGUAUGAUCUGGGCAUCCCCACGGAUAGGGAGCGCCACAUCUGCCCGAUCAGGAGUGCACUUGACCAUGACCAAGUCCUUUCCCGCGUGGCCCUCAAUAAAAUCCGUACCUUCCUUCCCCCGUCGUUCGUCUGGAGUGUGAGAGGUGCUGAGCAUGUGAUGAGGAGACGUCCGGGGAUGAUCAUGCUUCACCUGGACUCCGUUGAAGCCGGGCUGAGGUUUCCACUUCAUGCGUUCUAUGUGGAGUUCUUCCACUGCUUCCAGGUGGCCCCGGCGCAAUUCAUGCCAAAUUCUUACAGAUUCAUAUCGGCCUUCUUGGUGCGCUGCCAACUUGCGGGGGUCGAUGCCACUCUGGAGCUCUUCCAUUAUUUCUACCGCGUCACUCCUCAGAACGCCGACGGGUAUCUGAGCGUGGCCGCACGUCCUGGGAGGCGGCUGUUCAAGAACUACCCUUCGUCCAUCCACGACUGGAAGAACCGUUUUUUCUUCCUUCGAUACGACGGGCCUCCUCUCCCUCUCCGGUGGAAUGGGUACCCCCCAAAGAUCGAGUCAUCGGAGCCGUCCGACGAUCUGCUUCUGGAUGCGGAGAAGGUGUUGGAGGGUGGCGUCCGUCCUAUAGCCGGAUUCCUGACCUUCGAGGCACUCUCUGGGGCAGGCAUAGGUCCUCCGCCAGACAGGGAUCAAAUGAAUCACGCCGAGUGCCUGAAGACCAGGAAGGCCAAAGCGGCCGCCGCUAAAGCUGCGAUGGAGAAGGCCAAGAAUGCCCCCGCCUCGGCGUCCAACUCCUCGGCUUCUGACGCUGCCCCGGCGAACUGCCGAGGGUGAGCAGCAUCUGAUUGCCACUGUGCUGGCUCAGGGUUCCGGGGCCCCUGCUCUCGAAGCCGCCCUUCCCCUGCCGGUCGUCCUCACGAAGACGGCUCCUCAGAAGGGUCCGGAGAAAGCCCCGGAGAAGAGACAGAAGAGGGGCCGCGAAGCAGGCUCCACCGGGCCCCUGCUUGAAGACGCCGACUCCUUGCCAUUGAGCCGCCCGGCGGAAGAGCUCUGGAGGGAGAUGGCCCUCAAGGCUGGUCUAGAGCUGCCCAGCCGUUCGUCCUCUAAGGCGACAAGCGCUGCCCUGGCAGCCGCUCUUCAGGUAAUUCCUUGCUAGCUCUGAGUAUAUCUCUUAUUUUCCUUGAUGUUCAUCCUCUGAUCCUUAUUUUUUCUUCUUCUGUCAUCCAGUCUGGGCUUCUAGUCCUUCAGGCUGAAGCUGCCCGGGAGGCCGACCUGAAGGAGGCCAAGGCCAAAGCUGACGCGGGCAUCGCUGCGGCCCGGGAGGCCGCUCGUCGAGCAGAGGCGGAGGCGGCCGCCAAGGAGAAGGAGAUCGCCGCCCUGCGGGCAGAGUCCCGCCAGCAGCUGGCCAGCCUUGAGAAAGCUGGCUUCAAGCUUGUCCCGGUGCACCCUACUGCAAAGGGUGCCAGUCCGGAGUGGCUGGUCGAUACCUCCGGCUAUCGGAACACCGGGGAGUUCAUGGAUUCCGCCAAGGAUUACUGCGCCGGAGCCUUCGGUGACGUUUUCUCUGCGGCGCUGGAGAAGAUCCCACCCCGGCAGCGUCUGGCGAGCGGGGUCCGGAUUCUGGAGAGCUCCCCCUUGUCUCACAAGUUCCUCUACGAGGUCGGCGACAGCUCCUUCGCCGCCGGUUACAAUGAGGGGGUCAAGGCCACCCUUCCCAUCUUCUCAAGGCUGCAGGGGGCCGACUUCGAGCUCGCUGCCAAUACGGAUGAUGAUCUGCUGCUCCAAGCCUUGGGGAAGUUGGGGAGGGACCAACGGCGGGAGGAAGCCAAGGCCAGAGGAGAGAUUCUGGAGCCCCCGACCCCUGAGCCCGAGGCCGAGGAGGAAGAGCAGAUUCCGGGAGGCAGCCGGCCUGAAUCCCCCUUCUUUGUAUAAUGUACUUUGUAUUUUUCCAUUCCAACCUUUGUAAUGUCCGGCCGUUAGAGCCGAGGAAUAUACAUCUUUUUGCCCAUGAUUAUUCCAUGUUCAUGAUUUCUACUUGUUAUUCUCCUUCCUUCUGUCCUUCGAUGUAUGGAAACCCCUUCGGCGGUCCGACAUGCCUUGUAGCAAGGUCAGAGUCCGAGAGGACGUUCGUAUCCGUCCUCUACUUGCUUCCAGGCAAAAGCGUCCCGAAGUCAAUCCUCCGUACGUAUUCAACGCGUUCCGUCAAUGGAGCGACGUUCGUCGGUGGUUUAUGGUGCAUGCUCGAAGUGUAGACAUAGGAACGUAUUUCUCAGCACCAGCACUUGAUAACGAUGUCCGCCCGUCGUCGCGUGAUAUGAACAUUCAAACCACGCGCGGGACGUUCGUCUGUUUUGCGUGCUCAUCUGGCACGAAGUGUGGAGAGGCGGCGUUCAUCCUUUGUGCACCAUCAAUGGACGUGAUUUUCACUUCAUUCUUUUGUGCCCAUCGUUUGUAGUAUGAGGAAUCCCUCCGGCGCCUCGACACAUCUUUACCGCCUACGCGGUCUCUGGACAGUGGGAAGACGUUCGUCGGUAAUUGCCUUGCCAGCACACGAUUCAAGUAUGGACUUAUGGGCGUAUUUCCCUGAAACAGCGCUUGGUGACGACGUUCGUCCAUAUUGCGUGACAUAAAAAACUGGUGUGCUGCAAGAGGGACGUCGCCAGUUGAUUCGUGUGCCCUCGC
Cuscuta epithymum is the source of this 4068-nucleotide messenger RNA. NCBI's taxonomy places the organism in Eukaryota, Viridiplantae, Streptophyta, Magnoliopsida, Solanales, Convolvulaceae. The record is from the annotation of a GenBank genome assembly.